GUAAAAUGUCUGAACAAAUGAAAUUUAUAAUUAAAGAAAUAAAUGCGACGCUUAUAAGGAAUUACGAUCUAAUAAAAUUUGAUGCGCUGAACGAGAAGCAAUUACUUCAGGUGCUGGUGGAUUUGCUUGUCACUUUUAAUGCUGGGGACAAAUUGAACGUCGAGGAAGAUGAUCCAGAAACCGUCAGCGUUUGUCUACUGGAAAUGUUGGGGAACGUGAAAUAUCGUCCCCCGCCGGGCGUCGAACCCGCGACCUUCCGGGCCCAGCUACUCGCCGGCGACGCCAGGACCAUCCAUCACAUUAUACACUGGCUGCUGUCGAACAGGGACCAAGUUAAAAACACGGCAUAUCUCGCCAAAUACUUAAAACUCCCGGACAUUCCCGAGGACGUGGUCCGGAACAGCAUCAUCCAGGAGCUGCUGGAGCAGUACCAGGGCCUCAUAACAGAGUUCAAGGACGUCCACAAGAGGACCAGGCUGCUGGAAAAGGAAAACUCCUCGGAGAUCAUCAACGAUAUCAAGGAGAUGGCGGUUGAGAGGGAUAUUGUAAUCAAAAGGCUGGAGAACGUCCAAGUGCACCUGGUGGAUGUGAGGAACAAGGAGGAACUGCUGGAGGUGAGCAAGCGCCUGCGCCUGCAACAGCAGCGGGCCAAGGAGCUGGAGCACCAGUACGACGUGCAGCAAUCCCAAUUGAACAUGUUAGCGGAGCAGCUGAGGCGGUACCUGAGCGUCGCUCACGGCGCCGCCCCCAAAACCUCCGGCGACGUGAUCAAACAUUUACAAGACGAAAUACAGCUCAACACGUAUUUGAUGAAAGAAAAGCUGCCGCAAGAGUUGGAAGGGCUGCAGAAAGAGUUGAACAUAAUGCAGGCGAUUGCCACCGAACAGCAUCCCUCUCGCUCUGACAUCACUCUUAUACAGGAUAAGAUUGCAGCGGUGAACAGCGAAAUAGAGCAGUUGGUGCAAAGGAGACUGGCGGCUACCAACCCUGCUGAAGACAAGCUCGCGCCGUUCCGUCAGCAGGCGGCGGUGAUCAAACGGAAUAAAGAGGCCAGCGCCGCCAGGGUUGAUGAGCUGGCCGCAUCGCUGCAGAGCCACGAGGCAGCGUUAGCUGAUCUACAGUCCCAGGUAAAGCAGCUACUCGGCGACAUGGUCCUUAGAGGUGAGGAGUUGAAGAAGUAUGUCAAUUCCCUUCGCGCUAAAAGCACUCUCUACAAGAGACAACGAGCAAACCUUUCAACUUUUAAGAGCGAAGCCGGUGUCCUGACUAGGACUCUGCAGAUACUGACCGCGGCAGAUCCCACCGUCGAGAUGGCCCUACUCAAUCACAAGAAGAUGAGAAUUGACGACGUCGUAGAGAAGGAUAAAUCGUCGGAUCUGACGAAGACCUCCCUGCAUGAUUUAUCCCAGAUGGUGGCGCAGACGGCUCAGAAACUAUCCCAAGUGAGGCAGGAGCUGCAACCUCUGGCGGAUCGGAUAAAACCGGUGAAAAUAGAGUUCCAAGAGACGCAACAGCUGUAUGAGCAGAAGAAACGGGUUUAUGAGGCCAACUCCAUCAACAUCUCAUCACAGAUGGAACCGCUGAAAAAGGAAGUAAAGGAGCUAACGGAGGAACUGAACAGCCUGGAGGAAGAAUGGAAGCAACUGAGGCAGAAGAUCGCCAAAGCAGAAAGUCUGCAAGAGGUAGUGAUGGCCGAAAUGAAGAAUUCCAUGCAGUCGCCCCGGAAACCGUCUAGGAUAGAAGAGUUGAAGAAGCAGGUCGCUGAUGCAGAGGAAGAAGUCAAAAGUUUGGAAGAGCAACAACGCGCAAUAAGCUCCCAACAAGGCGCCGUGGAGGAGCAAACUCGGUUGUGGCAGAAUGUGGUCAAACUGCUGGAGUGCAAGAUGCAGGCGAAGCAGCAGCCAGCCAGGCAGGGCCAGGUGCACAUCACGCAGCACUCGCAGAUGUUGACCUUGACGUAGGUGAAUGUAGACGUUAUUGCUUAAAGAAUAAGGGUUUUAGAACGUAAGUUAUAUUCUAACAUUCUUUCGAGGGAAUUACACCUCGGGGGAGUUUUGCAGGGCUAUGUUGAACUUCUUGCGUUGUAAAGGGUUCACCAAACUAAAACCCGCCGAUGUCGCUUUUGGUACUACCACAGGCCUGCCUACCUAGCAUACGCC
This is a messenger RNA of Aricia agestis (brown argus), 2159 nucleotides long. RefSeq names its product intraflagellar transport protein 81 homolog. The record is from RefSeq and is a predicted model, not a curated record. Gene Ontology annotation, molecular function: tubulin binding. The coding region runs from base 6 to 1961 and encodes 651 amino acids. Gene Ontology annotation, cellular component: cilium; centrosome; intraciliary transport particle B. Gene Ontology annotation, biological process: cilium assembly; intraciliary transport. Lineage: Eukaryota; Metazoa; Arthropoda; Insecta; Lepidoptera; Lycaenidae. The transcript has 11 exons.